Truncatella angustata is the source of this 1485-nucleotide messenger RNA. Its product is annotated as GRASP55/65 PDZ-like domain-containing protein. Gene Ontology annotation, cellular component: Golgi apparatus. The coding region runs from base 207 to 1307 and encodes 366 amino acids. NCBI's taxonomy places the organism in Eukaryota, Fungi, Ascomycota, Sordariomycetes, Amphisphaeriales, Sporocadaceae. Gene Ontology annotation, biological process: Golgi organization. The transcript has 2 exons. Gene Ontology annotation, molecular function: protein binding. The record is from RefSeq and is a predicted model, not a curated record.
GCCCUGCAUAAGGCUGAGCUGCGCUGAGCUGAGCUAAUGUGUGUUCUUGAACAUAAUGACAGCUUUCAUAUGGUCCGAAGCUUAAGCUGGGCAAUUUAAUCAGCUGUACCCUCAACCACAGAUCUGCAUUGGCCGUCGAUUCCGUUUGUCUUGUGCAUUCUAGAAGCCUACACAGCGGUAAGGCUUGACGGGUACAAAAUCCGACCAUGUUUAACGCACUCAAUCGCUUCAUAUCGCGCCUGGACGGCGACCCGCAGCAACAGCAGCGGCGGGAACAAGGAGGCUAUGGAUUCCAAGUCUUGCGGAACGCAAAUCUCGAACUGGGGAUCGAGCCCUGGUUCGACUUCAUCGUAGCCAUCAACGGGCGAGAGAUCGACAACCCCGACCCCAGGCUGUUCGCCCAAGAAGUCCGCAACUGCGCCGGCGGCACCGUCGCCCUGGGCCUCUGGUCCGCGAAAGGGCAGCGCACCCGCGUUCUGCACCUCCCCGUUACGCACGAGAACCCAUCUCUCGGCCUAUCGCUGCAGUACACGCCCCUCGCUCUCGUCUCCAACAUCUGGCACGUGCUCGACGUCCCCUCCAACUCGCCCGCCGACAAUGCCGGCCUCCUGCCGUAUAGCGACUACAUCCUCGGCACCCCCGACGGCGUCCUCCACGGCGAGGGCGGCCUGGGCGAGAUGGUCGAGGACUACAUCGGCCGGCCCCUGAGGCUCUGGGUCUACAACAACGAGUACAACGUGACGAGGGAGGUGGAGAUCGUGCCCAGCCGCGAAUGGGGCGGCGAAGGCGCUCUGGGCUGCGUCUUGGGAUAUGGUGCGCUACACCGCCUCCCUGCGCCGUUGGAUGAACCCGUCAAUGCGCCUGGUGAGACCAUGUUUGAUGGCGGCUUCAGCGACACCGUCGGCGCGGCGGCCGAUCAGUUCACGACUCUGGCACCACCGCCUCAAGACGGCGCGGAAGCAUUUUCUCCCUCGGCACAGGGCGCCUCAUCGUCUGAUUUCCUGGUACCGGCGCAGAUGGUCGGGGCGCCGCCGCCGCCAGCUGCGGGUGGCGCACCACCAAGGGGUGGUAGGAAGAAGGAUAGACAUGCGGUCGGUCAUGGCCCAAACAGACUGAUGGACGACUACUUCGCGGAAGAGGAGAAGAAGAGCAGGGACUUGGACGGCGCAUCUUCCAGGCCAAAGGCGACGCCCCCGCCACCACCACCGAAGACAGGCGGCGUGCCUCCACCACCAAAAGCAGGGCCACCGAGGGCAUCUCCCCAGCCAACGGAAGAAGCGGCAGAAGAGAACAACGAUGUCGACUAGGUAUCCAUCCCGGCACCAAACUUUGAUGGGUGGGUUAUAGCAGGCAGACAAGGAUCAGUAGUCAAGGUUCCAAGAGGUCCAUACAUUGGCUAUUAUAGCAAAAGCGCUGGUGACAGGAUUCGGAUGCUACAGCGAUUGACGAAUCUCAAUCAUUUCUCACUGCCCACGACAAGUAUCA